ACUAGAAGUGUUGAGAUUGUAAUGUGCGCAUGUGCAUACAUUGAACCUUGUAUCAGAGUUUGUAGCAAAGAUUGCAUCCGGCUCCUAGUAGGGUGCGGUCGAGGGAGGAAAGACUUGUGAAGUCACGGAGCGUUCUUGGUAGCGUCGUUUGUGAUGAAGCUUAUGAGCAUAGUUAGAAAAGGUCGUUUUCGAGUCGAUCGUGUUCGACGCGGAAGUCUUAAAAAUCUAGUUAAGCUAUUCUUUUUGUUGGUGGUUGUUGCCUUGUUGGGAAACAUAGACAGAGCAUUCGAGCUGGGGGCGGUGCAACAUCAGUCUCAGCCGAUAGGAUUGCCGCCACUACAAGAAUACGAUCAAUCGAAUCAAACCAAUUCAGGUCAUCACCUGGACUACAAACACGAACAAAAUGAACAUUCAUCUGAGAAUCGCAGAUCUCGGGGAUCGGAAGAAGAGACACGAAAAAACUCGUCACCAACAUCACAGUCGGACUUGCAAAAUACCAGCAUGGAAUGUCAAUUGAAGUGGGACGUGGACAAGAACACGCAUUUGAUCAAUAAAUGGCUUGAAAUGGAACUCCCAAUUCUCGUUGCCGCCAUACGUCAUCAUCGAGGAAAGAAAAAGCACGACUCUAGUUCAAAUGCGAAGGAUAGUCAAUAUUAUCAGUAUACAAAAGAUGAUAUUGUGUACGCAAUAUUGACCCAGAAACACGGCAGGCAGAAACAAACUAUCAUGGAUUUUCAAUUGAUUCCAUGGGUUUGUCUUUACAAUGAAACAGAUGGGGAAAAUGAUGACGGAAAAAGUGAUCGACGAGGAGCCCAGGAGCUAGCGACACUUGUUCCUCGCAAAAGAGAUAAGGGCGAUCAAAUUGUUGUUAUGUGUAACGCUACUACGUUGACUACCGAAAACGUGACAAUUGCAUUGACAGGAGUUCUUCCUUCAACACCGCAGUCUCAGAUAAGUGAGGAUUCAAGGUCAACCAAUACAACAAAGAAUAAAAACGACGCCGUUGAGCCUUCGAUUUUUUUUUACGAUUUAGAGCAGCCCCUGGAAUGCGACCGCCUUGAGGAACAAGAAAAGAGUGAAGUUCACGAAAAAAAUAAAAUCGGUGCAUGUCUUCGGUUUAAGGGAGAUUAUGACCGAUCGAUUGUACCCCAGUGGAUUGAAUACCAUCGACUUAUUGGAGUGGAACACUUUUGGGUUUAUGUAAACGAAGAAUGGAACUUGUCGGGUCUUUUCAAUCAAUCUUACAUCACUUACAUUCCUUUCAAUUUCAACUGGGCCGAAAACAAUCACUCGUCACAUUUUCCACAUCACUAUAUUGAUGUCAAGAAGAAUGAAAUAUCUCAAGAACCCGCUCAGUCUGCUUGCAUCUACAACGCCAGAAAGUAUGGCUAUGAUUGGAUAAUCACUACGGAUGUGGAUGAGUAUGUUCAUGUUCCGAAAGGUUCAAACAAAACAAAUGAUGAAGCCGAGUCCCCUCUUGAACUAUUCUUACGAAGAUAUGAUCGACUGCUUUACAGCUGCUUAAUUAUGAACUCGAUACCUUAUGGGCGGAAUAUGUGGUUGAAAGAACCCGACUUUCCAUCUAAUCCUUUUCUUAUUGACUAUGUUUGGCGGCGCAAUAUGAACCUUUCGGAAUAUCCUCUCUACCGUUACAAGCAAAUAUAUAAUCCCCAACAGGUUUGGAGCCUCGGAGUGCAUUAUUGUUAUGUAGCAGAUGGUGAACAAAAUUUACAGUUGCCAGCAGAGGACGGAUUGUUCUUACAACACUUCAAGCUUGCACACAAAGGGGUGUACAAAAAAUUUGAAAAACUCAUGUUGAAAUCCGAAGAUGAUCUUUUGAAAGAUACUACAGUGCGUGAUAUGUAUCGAUCCGACCUUGCCGAUGCUAUGACAAGGCUUGAGAUGAAAAGAAAAUAUACUUAAAAAAUUGUUAAAAAAGAUAAUAAUAUUUUCAAUCUCUACGCGAACAGAAUCUACUAUGUAGUCGCUUGCUGCUGGUUUAGCACUUGCUGCUCCCGAAUUAAUUGGAGCUCCGAGUCAUCAAGGCCUUCGUCCAAGUCUUCGCCAUAUUCGAGUGCAUCCAUUAAUUUCGCUAAAGCAAUUAUGGAACCUGUUUGUUGGAGGUAAAGAACGAAGUCUAUUGGCGGUUGCUGGUGUUGCUUUUCGUCUUGGCCUUCGCUGUGAUCGACUUCGAUGGGUUCGCUAUUCUUGGAGGAAUCAGUAGUUCUGCGGAUAUCGUCAGUAGAUUUGAGUUCCUUGUCAACUGAUUCGCUUGAUACAGUAGACCUAGAUUGAUCACCUACCGCACCUUUCGCUGCUUGUUGAGGAACCCUUGUGCCCUCUUUGACCCCCUCGGUAAAAGUGACUAAAUUCAUUUCUUGCUUUGCCUUCUUCUGCUUUGCUUUCUCUUUCUUCUUUUUAUUUUUAUUCUUCUUGGAUGAUUUUUUCUGCUCCGUUUUCUCAGUUUCUGCCCACAAUUCUUCUUGGUAAUCCAAAUGAUAUACCUUGCAAUUGCAAUUACAGCACACAUAGCAUUUGCAUUCUGGGCAGAAGCUGGCAUCGGACGGACGAUGUUUUGAGAAGGAUUUCUUACAAAGGGCGCACGAAACAAAGUGCUGUUUCCAAAUGCGUUCGGCACGUUUUGUGACAGCGGUACUAUUGUGACUUUCUCGAGCCUUUUCAAUGAGAGACGAAUUUACCAAAGAAGGGUUUCUAGUCUUUUGAACGUCUUUGAUUUCGCCAUUUUCAAUUUGCUCUCUCCUUAUCAUUUCUCGAGUCUCUUCAACUUGAAGCACCCUUUCAAGGCCUUCUAAAGCCAUCAUUACCAUACUAGCUUCUGAUAAAAGAACGCCAAGAACCGAUACACAACCUUCGUCCACCAAUACUUCAAUCUGAGAAUCACUACCACAACUAGUAGCAUUUAAUACCACCCAGCAGGCUUCACUACGAACUUCUUGGUCAGUCUUCUUGUUUCUCACUAGUUUCACUAAUGGUGGAAUAGCACCGGAAUCAAUUACCGCUUGGAUUUGAUCGACCGUUCCUGCAGCGAUAUUCGAAAGCGUCCAGCAUGCUUCUUUCUGGAUCUCGCGAUUAGUGUGGGUUACAAGUUCUUUCAAUCUUGGUACGGCCCCACAUUCUAAGAUGACCUCCGUGUAGUCUGUGACAGUACCUAUCUGGUUCGUGUCAUCGCUGCAUUCAGCGCAAACAAUGUUACCGAUGGUUCUCAGUGCUGGUUUCGUUACUCUCCAACUUGGAUGCAAGAGUAGUUCUACGAGACGCKGUACAAGGCCGCCCUUCGGUGCGUUGCUUUCAUCUCUUGUUGUGACUACUUCGGCGAUAUGUGAAGAUGGUCCGUCACAAAGAUGAGAGAGAGUCCAACAUGUGUAACUCAAAACCUCUGCAUCAGCCAUCCGAAGCAAUCGUCUGAGCACGGGCAAUAAGAUGGGCAUUUCGAUUUCGUCGCUACUCGAAUAAUCACUUGCUUUACCACCACCCUUUCCAUGACUCUGUUGCUGAAAUAUUCCUUCGACCAAGUUUGAUAAUGUCCAACUCCCAAUGCGCUGAAGGCUAAGAUUCCCCGGGUGUGCUUCUAGGCAUCUCAGUAGCUGAUUCAUCACUCCUGCUGCCAAAAUUACAUCUCUUGCAGAGACAGAUUUCUCUCGCGAUAGUUCGUGAGAAGAGCUUGAUGAUGAUCCACCUGACGAUGAAGUUCCAGGUGAGUCGCCAACCGCAAUGCUCCCCAGGAUCCACAUUGA
Molecule: messenger RNA, 3755 nt
Organism: Pseudo-nitzschia multistriata
Lineage: Eukaryota; Bacillariophyta; Bacillariophyceae; Bacillariales; Bacillariaceae
Source: the annotation of a GenBank genome assembly